AUGAUAUUAUUAUUGUCACUUCUUGGUGUUUUAGGAAAUACAUACUAAUUACUGAAAAUGAUUGAAUUAGAAGUUGCCAACAAAAUUUCUGAUAAAUUAAGCUUAGAAAAAAAUGAUGAAAGCUAUUUAUUAGUUUUCUAUUUUGAAAAGCCAAACUAUCCUUUGGCUCUUGUGUCGAAUGAGAUAAUUUUGGACCAAGACUUCAAUAGAACAACGAAACCAAAAUUUAUUUAGAGUAGAAAAGAAAUAUAUUUUGACUUUGAGUCCAUAUAGACACAUAAUAACAUACAUUAAAUUGAAAUUCCUUAAAAUAAUGAUGUGUAUUAUUAUGUUUAAGAUGGAUUUGGACCUUUUAAAGUAAGAUUAGAAGUAUAUUCUAAAACUUUCUCUUAAUGUGUUAACAACUGUUAAGGUUAUUCUUUGAAUAAAAUAAUAUAAAAUGCAAGUUGUAUAUCAAAAUGCGAAUGUUAGAAUGGUUUUUUUGGAUCAUACUGUUAAUUUGAACUGUAAAAAAUUCAAAUAGAUGUGCAGUAUAAAAUGUAAUUAAUUGGUUAUAAGAUUGUAUAUUUGUCUUUUUAAUAUCAUGAAUAAAUUGUCUUAAUGGCUGAGGAUGUGAUUGAACCUAUAAGUAAUUUAUUUUUAAAUAUUCAGCUUUAAGUUUUGGAAUUUUAGGUGUAAAAGGUUAUGAAAUUCCAGAUUAAAUAUCAUACACUGCAAUUUUACAUAAUUAACUAAGUCUCACAAAGUUGAUGCAAAAUUUAAAGCAACACUUUUAGAAUUCUUCAAGUUUAAUAAUUGGUUUACAUUGUAAAAAAAAUUAAACAUUUAAAUUAACUUUAAAAUAAGAAUAAAUUGCUAAAAUAUUAAAUGGGAAUUGGUAAUUUGUAAUACUUGCUUCCUUUAAUAUAAUAAUUAUUAUUAUUUGUUUUGGAAUCACAAAUAUAUGUAAGAAAAAGGAUAUUUAAAAAAAGAAGAAAAAAUUAAAGAUAAAAAUAAGACCACCAACAUUAGAGGAAAAUCCAAAAAAUUUUAGUGGAUAAUUUUUUUCUAAAUAUUUUGAAGUUUUUGAUUAUGAAGAAUUGAUUAAAUAAAAUCAAGAAUAUCAAUCAUAUACAUAAUGUGUAGUAUGUUUAGAUAAUUUAAAUCAAAAAGAAAUUAGUAUAAAUGUUUGUGGACAUAUUUUUCAUCAUUUAUGUUUAAAGAAAUGGUUGAUGAAAGUAUUAACAUGUCCAUCUUGUAGAUAAUAGAUUACUUAUUAAUAAGUGAUCUAAGGAGGUUGGUUAGGAAGUAAACUUUCUUAAAGUCCAUUACAUCUUUAAAAUAAUCCAUAAUCAUUAUUAGUUAAUGAUAGUAAUAUUAUUAUUUAAAAUAAUGAAAAUAUAGGAAUUAUUGAUGAUAAUUAGGAUUAUUGA
This is a messenger RNA of Paramecium sonneborni, 1412 nucleotides long. The record is from the annotation of a GenBank genome assembly. NCBI's taxonomy places the organism in Eukaryota, Ciliophora, Oligohymenophorea, Peniculida, Parameciidae.